AAGAAAGAGAGAGAGAGAGAGGGUGAGCGCUAGAGAGAAGAGAAGGGAACUCGAAGUCGUAGGUAAGCCUAGUGCUUGUGGUGUGCAGCUGCUCGUGUUGGUUCGUCGUCAGCGUUUGCUUACAUUCACCUUAUCGCUCUUUUGAAGUCGCGAUUAUUUCUGAGCUGGUGAUUAAACAUUUAGAGACGGUGGAUCUCUUGCGUCUACUCCGGUAAAGGGAUCAGGAGCUCGAUAUCUUCGAGUUUCUUUCCUUCGUAUUCUCGCGUCUAUCGAUCCAACCUUCUCUGGCAUCCCUCCCGUCUUGGUGUAGUAAUGAUUGAGUUGUAAAUCUUACUCGUGGUUACACACACGUCAUAUUGGCGAAUCUCGGAUGCCUUGAUGCGUCGCCAAAUUUUCCACAUGAGUGGAACUCUCAUUUUGCAAGAUGGUUAGAAGUCCACAGGACGCAGGAAUCGUUAUUUGUCUAGUUUCUAAUUGGAACUGAUCGGCUUAAAUUUCAUCCAUUUAAUCAGUUCGUGAUUUGUGAGCAUUGUUAAUCUUAACAUCUUCACUUGACAUAUUACUGUUUACUUUAACUUAAGAUACACGGUUCGCACGAAGGGGUUUGUAUCGUUCUUAUAUGAAAACAUAUAUCACUCGGAUUUGAAAGUAAUACUUCAACGCUAAUGAAAAUCCACGUAUGUCGGUAUUGCGAGUGCUGAGUUUCUCGGUUAGCCAUCUUGUUUAGAUGAACGUUUAGCAACGGCGUGAUCGGUAGCGCUGCUUGCUUCCGAAACGGAAACUGAGACAAGUAACGAGCUGCUUUAGCGUUAUUCGACAGUCGCGCAUCCUUCGUGGUCACCAACGGUCACGUGAACUGCUUAUGUUCUCGACGAUGUAAAUUAUUAUUGGUUACUUCGCCGUAUCUGUGAGACCUAAACUGAGAGAACACGAGACAAGAAUUCGACCUUGAGUGUAGAACGUGAUACUGUCUCAAAAGGAGUAAGCAUCCAUAAAAAGAGGAAGACGAAGAUGUGCUAACGCGGAAUGUCGAGGAGAUGUAAUUUCCAGAAUCUCCCGAAUAGAACAGAGUAGAUCGCGAUUCUCGUGCCUCCUCGAGACACUGCGACUCUUCGACUUAUCGAGCUGAGCAACUAUCCAACUGCUGAACCUUUCUACUCACCGCCGCCAUGUUUGUUACGUCCACGAAUACUUACGCCACCUAUCGAAGCUGAUGAACUACCACCGGCUCCGUUUGUCGUCUCUCUUCCACUUCACGAAAACAUGAAACUACACGCGGGAGAUGCGCAGUAAAACGUGACGAAAGCGGAAGACAGAGAUGGAGAAUAGAAUGGAAGAAAGAAACACGCAGAAAGUAAAGAGACAGAAAAGAGCGAAGAGCGUGAAAGAGACACGAAUAAUAGAACAUCUUCCGUACAGCAAAACGAUAUAACCAACCAUAUUGGUGCUUUCAAUCAUUAAGGUCUGAAAUAUCGGUUGACCGAACACAACGAACAAGAUGGACGAAUACGACAAGAAAUUUGCAGAAAUGCAAAAGUAUAUUCCAUUCUUGGAAGCGAUGAUUGAGAGGCUGCAAAACGUUAAGGACAAAUCUCGGGAGAUUCAAUUGCAGAAAAUGCAGAGCUUACAUGGGAUAUUAUCGAAUAGCAAACGAAACAGGCUGCGAAUUGAGACUCUACAGCGAUGUGAAGACGUCCUACAAAAGCUACACAAUAGAGUAGAAAAGUUUCAGGGAAAUGCUCCUGGUUUGCAAUUACCAACUAAGCAAAACGAUGAUAGCACUUCGCAAUCUUCCACUUCGUUGGAAGACUCGAAGUCAGAUCCGAGUAAGAAAACGGAGCAACCGACGUAUUCGGUCAUAGACGUGGAGAAGGAUAAGUUCGAGGAGACUCCGGCGAGCCCGGAUCCCUCCGUCAGUCCCGACGGUGGGUGCCAAAUUCUGCCUAUAAUAAUACCCACGGAGCGUAGUGCGGACUUCAGCGAGGGUAAGAGAAACCGGAAGCCAAGCUGCUCGCAGAUUCCGGUGAUCACGAUCACCGAGCGCACCGGGACUAUCAACAUCUCGUCGUCAGACUCCAACCACUCGGACGACAUCGCCUUCACCGAGUGGGACAUGUUGGAGGAGUCUCAGAGGCACAACAGCAAGACCAGAGGCGGCGGCGGUGGUGGUGAUUGGCAGUCGUUGACAGCCUCUGAUCACGAUGUAGCUAAUGCUGCCAAGCUGGUGAGCAGUAACCUGCCUCAGAUAGUCAACAACAGUGAUAGCAGCAGGAGCAGCUAUUCGAUGAGUACCAACAUACCGACCGUUCCGGUGCCUUCGCUGGGCGGCUCCAGGAGGUUGUCGUCGGUGCUCGAGAAGACGAAAGUCCUGAAUCUGGAUAUGACCGCGGUGAACAUCCGGCCGGAAUCGCCGGUGAAUGUUCCAGAGGUGCGGCUCAAGUCUCCCGACCCUGAGAUCUUGUUCCCAGGUUCGCUAUCCAAGGUCCUGUCGCCUAGGUCGAAGGACGGCACACCGAAGACGCCAACGAAGACACCGAUGCCGCUCUUGGUCUCGCCGCCGCCUAUCUCUACUGAACCUCCUCUCUCUAUGGAGGACUUGGAGGAGCUGUUGGGCGGCAGUGAUGAGAAGAAAGGUGAAAAUGCCGCAAGGCACAAAAAGAACUCUGGCAAGCAGGAGACGAAUCUUGCAAAGGACAGUAAGGCUUCAAAGGAGAUUCCGCAGUUGCACUUGACCGUCGAAAAAGAGAGUGAGAAGCAGUGGGAAGAAGUGGACAAGCACAUAAUCAAGCUCAGCGGUAGGAAAUGCACGUCGAACGUGAUCAACGCUGCCUCGGCCAUGAUCGCGAAGAUCGAGAGUAAGUCGAACGAAAUCAAAGGCCCGCCCGAUCAUCGUUCACCACAGGCACCUUCCACCAGCUCGAAGUUUGAGCCGCGCUACGCGGACAAUUACGAGAGGCAUCCGCGUCAACGCGACGCUAUUCACGGUCAUGAAAGCGGGAAAGAGAAGAUGUCUGUGGCCGAAAGCAUAUGUAGGAUGCCGGAUCAAGAAGUGUCUCAGAUCCCGGUUCUUCAUAACACCGGGUCAAGCAUCAAGAUGGAUGAGAGAAUCGGCGUGCCGCUGUAUCAAAGGCGUCCGAGCGCGCCGUUGGAAAGUUGGAAGGAUAUGCCUCCGUCCAGAUUGGACAAUGAUUUUGUGAUCGACAGCAAUGACUACUACAACAUGCACAUGAAGCAGUUACAUUGGAAUACCGGCGACCUGCCGUUCACUGGACAGUCGCAAUGGUCAGCCCCCAACUACAGCGGAAUGGGCAAUUCGCCGAUGCAACCUUAUCAACCACGUUCGAUGAACAUGUUCAUGGGCGGGAGUUCCGUGGAUCCACAUAUUGCCGGUGGGCCCAGACCGUUGGUGAAUCCUGCCCCACGACCGCAGGACAUGAGUCAUAGACCGGAAAAUAUCCGCGACGAGAUUCCCCCACUGAUGUCUACUAAUGUCUUUCCGCCGUCGUACAGGGGUUUCCAGAUGGGUCAGAACUCUUAUGAUCCAUCCUUCGAUAGGUCUACGGAGUACUCUCACGGGAGACCGGCAUGGGAAGCUCCUGCUGGUCGACCAGUGGCUGAACCUUCCUACAACAGUGACAAUGUGAUUCCCUGCGGGAUCGGUAUCGCGGAGACAUCCACGGGAGCUGGGUACCCACGAUCCGACACACCUUGUCCGUGGUCGCGGGAGAGGAGCAGAAGUGGCAACAGAGGCCGCGGUAGGGAAAGCUAUUACGAGAGGAACAGACCGGAAGGCAGGCCCAAUUUCAAUCGCGACGUACGUCGGCCUGAUCGACCGCGAGACAACCACGGCGUUGAUCGCGAGAACCCCGGUCGUUUCGGCCGCGACAACAGGAACGCGUUCGAGAGAGACCCGCGUGUGCGUAUGGAGCACAACGCGGCGAUACCGAAUCUGGCUAAAGAGGCUAGCAGCAGCAACAGCAGCGGUUCCGCCAGGGAUCCCCGUCUUGCCAAAGAUAAACAUUUCUCGCCGACGAAGAUGAAGGACGUUGUUCACAACGAGAGAGAUCCGAGGAAGCGUCUCUCAAUACAGCCUCUGGUGUCACCUCCGGUGGCACCUGUGGCAGUCACGAAGAAGACCGCUGGUACCAACAAAGAGAAAUCAAAGCCGCAGAAGCUGUCGGACAAACGUGCCGACUCGGAAAGCAGCUGCAAAGAAAAGGACAAAUUGUCGAAGGCAGAUAGAAUGCAGUCGCCAUUGGAGAGUCUCUAUGGCGUGAUCGACGCCAAGUUAAGUCAUAGUAGUGGCCUGCAAAAGUUUAAAAUCCCUAAGAUUAAGCGACCGGAACUGCCGCAGCCGCCACCGCCGCCGUUGCCUUCGUCAACAACAAGCCACGUUGUCGAUGAGAUGAAGGAAGCCAGUGGCGCUGCCUUUAAAUCAUCACGCGGCAAGAGCGACGGCAAGAAGAGCAGCGGUAGUUCGUCAUCUCUGUCCGAGAAUACGGACAAAGAUGACGCGAUUGCCGAAGUCAGUAGCACUAGCAAUAACGCAAUGGACGCUUUGGACGUGUCGGUCCUGCCUUCCAGGCUGGAUGACACGACGAGAGAAGAGGAGUUCAUCUCGUCUCUCGUCGAGGAGACCCAUAAGAAGAGAUCGAGGACUAGCAAAGUGGAUUCCCCAACGAUUGGCAUCAGGUCUUUGGAAAUAAUGGAGAGGAGUCGGAGGGACGAGUCGGAGGCCGACGGUACGAAGUCGAAGGAGGAAGUGACGCAAGAGUGGAUCGAGGCGCUCAUCAGGAAGUCUUUCGAGUGCGGCGAAGGCAAGAAACUAGUUGAACACGCCAAGUUGAUACGCAAGCUCGGAGAGGCGCUGCAGGCGAAGAAGCUGAAAAAGAUCCAGAAGAUCAUCGAGUCCGAGUCAGAGAGCAGCAACUCGGACAAGGAUGAGACCAUCGGGCCGAAGAAACAGAUCAGGAAGAAGAGGCGAGUGAUCGUGUCGGACAGCUCGGAUGACGAAUCUCUCGCGGAACGGCUCGGGAUCUUGAAAACAAAUAUUGAAGAGAACAACGAAAGAACGGACACUUCUGACUGUACUAGGCGCUCUGCAAGGAAUAAAGCCGAUACGACGGCGUCUGAUCACUUGAACGAAGAGUUGACUCGAGAUACCGAGAAUGACGGCCCAUCGGAAAAUCUCAGCGAGAAGAACAGUGUUCGAAUGGGCGAUUGUAGCGAAAUUGCAGAGUUGGAGGCAAAUAAUGUGCUGUCGAAGAAGAGUAAUGAGCGGAACAACGUUACGAUGGAAGACUAUAACGAUAGCGAUAACCAGAAGAGUAAUCUACUGGAAGACAAUUUUGGAAAAGAUCGAUUGGAAGAUGAUGAAGGUGUUGAUAUAUGUUCAAGAAAGGAUGAGCAGUCAGACAGUCAAUUAGAAGGUAAGAAAAAUGGGGAAGCGGAAGAUCAAGUCGACCAAAACCCUGCGGAAAAAGCACAAGACACAAAAGAGUCGUUGGACAAAGACGUGACAGACAAGACUAUAGUGGACAAAGCUAGUGAGGGCCCGAGCGAUAAACCAAAGACGAAAACGAAGAGGAGGAAUUCCCUGGAGAUGUUGCAAGAGGACAUUCGCGAAAUGUUCAUCAGCGACGACGUAGUGACAGCGACGGGCUUCCGAAUGUGCCGGUUGUCGAAAGAAAACCAGUCGUCCCCCAAACCAACGGGGACGAGCUGGACGUCUAAGAAAGACGAGGCGGAGGCAAAUGCUGAAGCGGACGAGUCCAACGUAGCGAGCAAGUCCAAGAAGAAUCCUUCCAAGUCCCGCAGAGAGCCCAAGUCAAAGGUGAAAGGCAAGGAUGCCGGCCAACGGCAACGUAAAUCGCAUGCCAAGGAGUCGAUACAGAAUUCCGAUAGCGAGGAGGACCAACCGCUGGCGCUACGGACGGAAUGGAAGCUAAGUAAUGUUAACAAUAGUAAUAACACACCGGGACCAGAAGAGGACGAUGAGUCUAUCGAUCUACUGCGCAGAAGUAAGCGCGUUCUGCGCAAGGAACCGCGAGUGCUCGUAGAAAAGACCGACAUCAGCAAGUUGGACAUAUCCAAGAUGAUGUUCGACAGUUCAUCCGAUGAGAGCUUCAGCAUAGAUGUGUCCGAGUUGACGGCUGCGGUGGACAUUUCCCUUCGGCCGGACAAGCAGUCCGAUCAGGAGUCGGUAGAGACGGUGAUGAACUCGAAGCUUCCACAGAAGGCGACGAGAAGCGCGAGCAAGCGAACGUCGAAGUCGAGGAUCAAGAGCGCCUCUCUGCUCACUGACUGUAAGAGCGACGACGAGAUGUUCUUCACCGAAGACGAGGAGAGCGUGAUAUCGGAUAUCUCCAUGUCGAGCAGCACGACCGCGGGCAAGAGGAGAAGCUCCACGAAGGUAGCCGUCAAGGAAGAGUUGUUGAGCAACAUUCUAGUGGGACUGGUGCCAGCGGUGGCGGAGAAGAGCACGGUGGGCGACGAAGCAGACAUCGAUGAUGACUCGAACUGCCCGUCGCCUGUCGAACCGAGCGUGAAGAAAACCUCGGUAAGGAAGAAAAAGAAGAAAUCAAGCUGGAGGAUGGGGAUAUUGUUUAGGAGGAAGAAGAAAAAGACGACCGCGUCAGCAAAUGCCUCCAAAAUCGCCCAAAUAGAACGCGAAAAGACGAGCAACGAAGCGAACAUGUCGCUGGGCAACACGGAAAUUGAUCCACCGGUCUUGGGUGAUGACAAUGUCACAAUGGCGGAAAGUAUCUCCAAAGAAGCUACGGACAAACAGCUGGUAAACAAUGGGAGCGUGGGUUCCACGUUAGAGAGCGACAACGUUGUCAAGCAGUCCGCGGAUACGGACAGUUCCGACGUCGUCAUCGAGCCCAUGGGGUCGAGUAAUCUCAUCUCAUUAUCGGAGUCGUCGAAUGCAACUGCAGAAGUACCCUCGAACGAGUCGCUUCCGCCAGUCGAGAAGGAAAAGGAAUUAGAAACAGAGAAGGAGAAGGUAGAUACGGAGAAAACGGAGGCGGAAGAAGCGGAGAUGAAAACAGCAGAAGCGAGUGAAGAGACAAAAGCGAACAACACGGAACACAUGGCGAGUACCGAUGCUGGAGCGACGAAGACCUCCGAAACGACAUCCUCGGUGAUCGUGUACGAUAAUAUAAUGGAGGAGGUCUUCCGCAGGAUGGACAUCGACCGACUGAUAGAAUACGCGUGGACUGGCCAGGACAGGUACAAGUGCCUGCUAUGCUUCUUCACAGGCAAGAACAUUGUCCAUCAUUACAAGAUCAAUCACAACGGCAAGGAGGUCUUGAUUUCGCGCCUUAAACUGGCUGAAGCCAAGAUCGCGAUUCUGGAUGCUGAGAAUGAUCUUGAGAACGGCGAAACUUCGGCGGCGACGACGACGGCAGCAAGUAAGACGAAGAGUAAGGUGCGCAAGUAUCGCUGCAGAUUCUGCUGUUUCGAGACGGAGGGUGCAGCGGACGUGGCGCUCGAGGCGUUUUAUGAACAUUGCACCACGCAUACGGGCGAGUACAGAUUCCACUGUAACAGUUGUCCUUAUCAGGCGGUGGCGAAAGCCUCCAUGAAGACGCACUAUUACAAGCUAUGUCGCAGGUUACACGAUACGUUUUACGAGUCCGCGUCGGAGGACGAUAUACCGCGAGAAGAUGGCGUAUAUGGUUACCUGUGCUGCGUGUGCAACUACGUUCAGCUGAAGCGGAAAAACGUGGAGGCGCAUGCUACGUUUUGGCAUCGAGACCAAACGGACACUAAGAAGAUCUUGAAGAUCAGCAUGUCGAUAUCAAGCGCUAGGCAGACCGCGAGCGACGCGGAAAAGUCGCAGAAGGAACACACUGAAGCUGCGGAGGAACCAAAGGCCGAGGAGAUCAAAGUGGAAGUCGAUCCUCAAGUGACCGAAAUCGAGGAUGUAGCGCGCAAAGACAUACCGGUGGAGACCGAAGCGAUCGACAUCAGCGACACGACGGAAUCUCAAGACAAAGGUGACAACAACAGCAAAAAGAGCUGCGAUCCGCAAGAGUCGAAAGCCCAGGAGAGCGCCGGCGACGAAGAUAAACACGAGAAUGACGUAAGACCGACGAUGUCUGUUCAAGGAGAAGCCGAAGGACCGUUGAACACCGGGAAUAUGAGCGUAUUUGUUUGCCCGCCCGAGCUGGAGAACAAAGAAGUCGAGAUACAGCUGGAACGGAAAAAAAAAAUGCAGGAGAUCGUCGACAACAUCGGUAUUAAAAUAAACAAAAACCUCUCCAAGUCGAGUUUGUCUAUAAUAGACAAGUUGCAGGACAAAAUGCGGACAGACGCGGUCGUUAGUCCCGUCGCCAAGAACGACGAGUCGACGAGCGCUUCGCAGCAGGGAGAUAAGAACUCCUCAUUGCCCCCUGCAUCCAACUCGACCGCGGACUCCUCUAAACUUCAGGACAAUACGACCAUGAAAGAGAACCUUUUGAGUCAAGCGAAUUCCAGGUCUCAACAAGAUCUCUCGUCUACUGAACAGUCGGCCAACGACGACAAGUCGGAAACUGCAAACAGUAGUAACGCGGACAAGGCGGAGCUGAAACUUCGAGACCCGCUCGCGAUCAUGGACACGAGCAAGGACACGGAAAGCGACGGAGAGAUUAGCGACAGCGAGACCGUGCGGCACUCGCCGGUCUUCGAGUCAGAUUCCAGUAGCGAGCAGUCCGAUUCCGAGCCGACGGACGUCAACAUGAUUCUGAAGGAGACUUCGAACAUCAAUGCGUCGUCGUCACGAGACCCGAUGUUGACGACCAUACAGAGACUGGCCGCUCAGUUGCAGAGCACCAAGCCGCUGGAUGUCCCUGCAGCUGAUGACGUGAACGUCAAACGCGAGUCUCUGUCACCGACUUCGAUGACAUCCCUCCCGAAGGCGCCGAGUGUCGUUUCGAUCAUCGGUAUUAAACAGUCGCUGUUGAAGCAAAAUAUUAAGCAUCGCGAUACGACAUCGCCGAUGUCGAGUGACGACGGCCCACCGAAGAACUUCCUCAGGUUCAGGCGAUUGAGCGGCGACAUGCUGUCUUUGCCGGCGUCGUUGACGGAUAUCCAAGAAGACACCCAAAUCUCUAGUACCGAUGGGACGCAGUCAGACAGCAUGACAGAUUUAUUGCAGAUUGACACCACAGAGGGGGAAUGUUCGUUCUUGAAAAUCGAGAAUGUAGUGAGCCUUGCGCCGAAUUCCGACAACAAUGAGUCUGAAAAUCCUAUCGUGAAUGACAUCAGAAAGGCGGUGGAGGUCUCUCCCGUUAAGAACAAAGGGCUGCAGUUAAUCAAGAAAUCGGCGCACCAGCCGUUGAUAUUGAAGAAGCUAAAGCCACAACCACUGACGAAUAACACGAACGUGUCGGCGAUAGUACAGCCGUCCACGUCCGAUGCCAUGACGCUGAUCCCGAUUAACAACCUCAGCCAGAUACCCAUCUCGACGAAAGCCGUCACCACUCAUCUAACUACAAACUAUGUGCCUAUACAUCCCAAACCGAAAGUCUUGUCGUUGGAGAACGCUAAAAUCGCCAUUCCUCGGCUCGCUUUUUCCACGAAGGCCGUGACGAGCACGAAAAAUCGCAAGCUAUUCAAAGUGCUGCGAACUCCCGCGUUAAAUACCAAGGAUAAUACGUUGAUCGCAUCCCACGUGGCUAAACUGAAGUCCACGGAAGCGUAUAUGUCGAUGCUAAGGGCCUCCAAGUUGAUUCAUUUUUACAAGUGCAUGUGCCGCGAUUGCAACUACACGACCGAUUCGAUCACGUUGUUCGAUUGCCAUUACAACCAGCAUUGUGAGGACGCCGAGAAGCAGAAACUCACGCCGCCGUGCGAUUAUCAGAAAUGCGUCUACUGUUACUGCGUUAUGGAGAACUGGAACGAACUGAACACUCAUAUGUGGGAGAAGCACAGCCAUUGCCGGUUCCAGUGUGGUUACUGCUUUUACCGUGCUGCUGCGGCUUGUUACGUGCAGCAGCAUCAGCUGACUUAUCAUCCCACUACUAAAUUCUAUAUGUUAGUCGGUAAAAAGGGUAAAGACAUUUCGCAGCAAGAAGAUGUAACUAACCGUGCCGACUUUGUACUGCCAUUCGUGUGCGAUAACGAUUGUGGCAAGACUUAUUACGUACCUGAAGCAUACAGCAUGCACUUGAACUCGAAACACACGCCUUCUACACAUCUGUCAACCUUCAAAUGUCACCUAUGUAAGACCACUUUCUCCACAGUAAAAUUGAUAAUAUUACACUAUAAAUCACAUGGACUUGCUAAAUACCAAUGUCUGUAUUGUUUGUACGGCGGUGAAAAUCCGAAUGAAAUGCUCGAACAUUUGAGCUCUUCUCAUUGGAAUCAAUUGCCACGGAUACUUGAGCGCUCGCUUCCGCCAAUGGUAAUAAGCACCAAAGAUAUUGUAAGUCAACUUAUUUCGCGAACUUACAACGACAAUGGGGAAUUCAAGGAAAACAUUUACGAGCCAAACAUUGCUGCGCCUAGUUCCAAAAAAGACUCUUCUCCUCCGACAGACUCGGGAAACUCCCAGAUUUCUGCAGGCUCAUUGGCAAUCUUUACGUAUACAGAGCCAGAUAACAUCGAAAAACCAUCAAAUCAAAAAGGAAAUAAUCUAGUAAAUACGAUGCCUAAUUUCGUCGGGACAGUGGAAAGUCACUUAGUUAAUGCGGAAGUCGAUGUUAGUGGCUCCAAUAUUAUAACCAAAGAGCCUAAAGAACCGACCUUUGUUGAUAUCAACAACAUAGAGAUGAGUAAUAAUACCGACAUGUUGACGAAACAAGGCCCGUCGAAGCAGCCCUCGCAGGGCGAAGUUUCGUUGAACAAGCUCAACGAGAAUAGAUCGUUGCUAAUACGAUUGCAGAAGGACAAACCGAGCGACUACGCGACGAAGGAGAUCUUCAACAACUCGGAACUGAACCUGUUAUCAUGCAUGGAUGACUCGAAUGCGGUGGAUCCGUUGGAAUUUUCCGGCGAGUUCAGUUGCAGCGACGAGUUCGUCAACACGAAUCUCCUCGACAAUCCCGAUUUUCUCAAGAGCCUCACAGCCAGCUGCAGCAAUCUGUCGUUCCCUAAGGACGAUGCGAUAUCCGGCGAUAAAACUGAGGACAGUGACAUCGAGAUUCUGGAGAAUAUCGGGAAUGCGGAAGUUGCGAAGAAGAAGAACGCUGAAACCAUAGUGAAUCAAAGCACAGAGCUGGAAUCUUCCAAACAGAAGGACGAGAAGGAAGAGCAAUCUCAAUCGUGUGACGCUACCGAAAGCAAAUAUUCAUCCAACGAGGCGGCUACGAUUCCUCAAAAAACAAACGCACGACCUUUAACUUUGGAGGACAUCAAACACACCGGCUGCACAGGAUUGGACUUAUACAAGUGUGGCUACGAGCAGUGCAAUUUCGCGACGACGACCGCGCCUUUGCUGAGGAAACAUGUUAAGGAGUGUAAUUUCAAGGAUAAGAAUUUUUAUUGCGCGCAUUGCAAGAAACGCUUCAUCAAGGUCGGCUUCCUUCUGGAGCACUUGAAGGUUCACGGUUUGAGGAGAUUUGGUUGUUCCCUGUGUAAGAUGAGGUAUCCGGUCUCGUAUCAGGCUACAUCUCACAUGAAGACGAAACACAAAUUUUCGAAUACGAAAUUGGUACCGGCUGAUCCAACAAAUCCGUCGGUCGAUGGUCUUUUUAUUGUACAAGCAAUUCGUUUUGGAAGUGGUGAACGAAAGACGAAGAAGCGUAGGGGCCCGAAAUCCGCAGAGUCCGAGACCGAGAAAGCAGCAUCAGCGGUAGCAACGGUGGAUAGUGAGAAAUCGUCAUUCAACCCUGACGAGAUCGAUAAAUUACCGCGUCAGGCGAUUUACAAUCGGGAGGUUCAGUGCGCCGUGUGUCCAUACACCACGAAAGUCAGGACUAAUAUAAUCCGGCAUCUGCAAUUGCACGCGAAGGACGAGACCGUGCCCGAGACCGGACCGGUCAAUCCCGUUCCGUGUUUGGACAAGAAGGAGCGGAUGUUUGACAAAAUGGUGAAUCUGGCAAGUAGUUCGCAUCAGAACGGUCGAAUGGGCGCAAAACCGAAGGAGACUGUCAAGGAGCCCGACGAGGACGCUAUACCAAAAUUUGUACCAGAACACAAAAGAUAUGUGUGUAGCGUUGCGGAAUGUAACUACCUAACGGUAGAUGAAGCUAUGUUGAGGUAUCAUUUGAAGGCUCUGCACUCCGAAGAGCCAUAUUUCCGUUGCCCACACUGUCCUCCACCGUCAUCCGGUCAGGAAAGCCAGAAUAUAGCGAUUGAUAAAAUGGGUGUUCAUUUGAAAAUGCAUGACUCGAGACUUUAUAAAUGCUCGCAUUGCAAUCAUCAUCAUUACCAAAGUAUAAAAAUAUCGUCCAGAUAUGUCGUGGAGCGUCAUCUCGCCGAUAAGCACCCGGAAAAGAGGCCGUUUGUCAAGGUAAUAAGAGAACUCGACAAUGCGGAAAACGCUCAACAACAGUCGACGCAGGAGGAGGCUGAGGAGGAAGUGCCAGAUCCAGAUGGCAAUCAUUGGAAGUGCAACAUCUGCGACUUCAAGUGCGUCUACAAAGCCGAAAUGAGCAACCACGCCACCGCGGUUCACGACGAGAAAUGCCAAUACAAGUGCGCUCUUUGCCCGUUCAAGACGAGCGGGAAGAUACUUUUCGAGCAGCACAUAAGCAGCAAGCACGCGAACGAUUCCAACGUCGACUUCGUUCUGGUGUAUCAGAGGAUAAAGGGGAUCAACAAACGCAACACCGAAGUCGUAGAGCAAGCCGGACAGGACGAGCCCUUCGACACGACGCCGCUUUGGAGGAGAGACAUGCCGCGGAUACGACAUAUCCGUGGAAUUCUCCUGGAGGAGGAGAACGAAGCACCACCGAACGAGACAUCGUCCACAAGCACGAAGAGCACAUCCUUGGGCAAGCGCAAGAACGAGACGGAACUGUCGACGAAAUUGGGCAGAUCCAAGAUGUCGAAGUCAGCGUCCUUCGAUGAUAACAAGCAAACCAAAGAGAAGUCCAAAAGAUCUCUCUCGUGUGACAAACUAGCCGAGGAGGAGGAAGGCGAUGGUCAAAGCACAAAGGAGAGCAAGUCCGAUUCGCGCGGCGCCACUGCUGAUAAAACAACCACCGAGAACUCGAGAGGGAACGCGAGCGAACUAAACGACGUUAACGACUCAGACGUGGGUAGAUUCGGACCUUACGGUAAACCGGACGGCAACAUGUACAUUUGCACGCUGUGCAAUCAGUUCAAAACAAAGUACAAGCACGAUAUGAGGGAUCAUCUUUAUAGGGAAUUGAAUUAUGCGAGGUGGCAUUGCAAGGCUUGCGGGUACUUGUCGGUAAAUCGUAAUGCGUUGAUGCAACAUUUCACGAAACAUCAUAACGGAGAGCAUCCAGAUCAUGAGCCGCUUUCGCCGGACAAUGCAAUUGAAGAUUGGGUGAUAACUUUGCUGAAAAAGCAGACGGACAUGAUAAAAGCGGCAACUCAAAAGAUCAGCACUGCCGGCAAGAACUCGGCACUGGCCGCGGCCGUUGUGAGUCCGGAGGUCAUUCACCCAGUGAAGACGACUCAUAGCGACACGAAAGCCGUGAAUCUUGCGCCUGCGAUAACCAACAUGCAGACUGACAUUCUCCAAGACGCCGAUAAAAGCAUAGACGAAGUUGACGAUGGCGACAGCAGAGAUGAUGAGGAUCUUGUUAUCGAUAUAAAAGAAGAUGAGUUUCUCGACAGUAGUAGGAGCAACGAUAACGUGUCCGAAAGCGAUAAAUCUUUUGAUAAAGACGAGCCGGAGAAGAAGCUGGUGUGUAAGCACUGCUGCAUGACGUUCACCCGGCGACGCGGCUUCAAGCUGCACGUUCAAUUGACGCACUUGAAACGGCUCGGUUUCCUUUGCCCUUACUGCGACCGUAGCACCAAUUCGGAGCAAAUGAUACGUCAACACAUGCGCGCCAAGCAUCGGGGUCGCGAGGUGAAAAUCGUGCAAAAUCCAGCCGCGGGCGGACCCGAACUGACUAACGAAUUCUGGGAGAAGGAGUACGGACUGGUAUGCCCGACGAAGACCAAGAAGAAACGAAAGUUGAGCGUGGAAGACAUUAAGGAGGACAAGAAUAGCAAUCUGCGUCCGGAAACGCAGACUGUGCCCAAGAAAUGCGAGACAUGUGGCUUCACCGCUCUCAAUUACACCGGAUUAAAGUCGCACAUGCGCUGCCACAUGAUCAAGCAUAGCAUCAAGUGUCACUAUUGCACGUUCAGCUGUUCUGUGAUGCCCGAAUUGGUGGAGCAUUGGCAAGUGAAUCACCCCUUGAUGCCGUUCAAGGCGCGAAACAUCGCGACAGCUGGCUGUUCGUCCGGCGAGUCGAGUGACAGUGGCUCACCGCUGGCUAAGAAACGGAUCAUCGAUGCUUAUACGGACGACAUAGAGGAGGAACAAGUCAGUUCCGCCGACAAAGAGGACUUAACUACGGUGUACAGUUGCGUUUACUGCAACAAUCGCAGCCACUCAUUGGUGUUCCUCAUGCGUCAUUGGAAUCUGAUGCAUAAAGAAGGAUCGAACACGUCCAGCGGUUUGCCGUUCGAUUACAAGCAAUACCAGAUGCCGACUAAGCUAUACAAGAAGGAACAAUUCAUAUCGAUGUCGAUGAAGUCGCACAAGAAGGAAUGGGACAAGCAGAAAAUCGAAUUGCCACGUGACUUGGCAGGACAAGUGGAGGAGAAUCUGUUGCACAGUGACAAUUCCUUGAACACUGUAACCGGCCAAUUGCCAGGUUGGAUCUGUUAUUGGUGCAAAGACCUUUGCGAAACGGACGACAUGAAGACCCAUCACAACAUGUUCCACUCGCAUUUGCCGUUGAGAUUUAAGAAACAGGAAGAGCAGCAGCAGCAACAACAGCAGCAACAACAACAACAACAACAACAACAACAACAACAACAACAACAACAACAACAACAACCAGAACAGCCACAACAGCUGCCAAAACAGCAGGGAAAACAACUGAGAGAUUUUGUCUGCAGUGUCUGUUCGUAUACCACUACCUCCCUCGCCACGAUCAAAAAACAUGUUGUGAAGCAUGUGAAUCUGUUCAAAUGUAAAUACUGCGAUCAGGCUUUCAAAACGCCGGUGGGAGUGUCGGCUCACAGCUUAGAGAAUCACCCGGGUCUGCCGACCAAGAUUGAGAGCAUCUCAAACUUCGACUCGAUCGUGGAAAACUUGAUCAAGAAGUACAAACGGACCAAGCCUACGAGAGACGACGGCAGGACGAUGUGCGAUCCUGGCCAAAACCGGUCUCGAGACGUCCUCAACGUGCGAAAAAUGUCGAGCGGCCACGCGGUCGCGAGGAAGUCCACGACCAAGUCGGUCAUUUCGUACGUGAAGCCGGGUCCGCGCGUUUUCAAGGCCGUCGCGCGCAAGUCCACGAACCCGUUGCCGAGGCAUUUGCGCGAGGGUGGCAGGUAUGAGUUCGAGCGGCGGAGCCCGGCCAUGAGGUCAGAACGCGAAACGGAGGAAGAGACGGGAAGAAGCACGCCGCAAGCAUUAUCCUCGCAUUACGGUGUACCGAGCGAUCCUAUUAAUCUGGCCAAGGUGAGCACAUACAUGAUGCUCGGUGGCCACAGCAUGAAAGUGAGCUGCACCACUCUCGCCCAACUAAUCAAUAUCAAUCCGAGAUUAGUGCUAGAGGAUAUUCGACACGACUCCAAGUAUACCGCGAUUUUUUCGUAAUACGUAUAAAUGUCUCGACUGUUAUUUUAUUUUCUCUCUCUCUCUCUCUCUCUCCUUCUCCUCCUUUACGCAAAGACUUUGUGCAAACUUGAUUUGUCCUGUCCACCUUGGAUUACGGGAUAUUGCGUUAUUCGUUCAAGUAGCGAUGUAUCAGCGACUGUUAGAAACCUAUUUGUGUAAAUGAAGCGCCGACGGGGAAGUUUUAGCUUUAUCAUUUUUCAAUACACGAUGCGAUUUACUCGCGAGAGCUUGUAAGCGAAGUACAAGCAUAUCUUAAUGUUGGAUUGAUAUUUAAAUAUGUUUUUGUCUUUUUGUUGCUGUCAUUUCCUCAUAUCGCGGAAUCAUACGUGUACGUAUGAUGAGAGUGACAAUUAGUUAUAUGAAAGCUAGAUGAAAAAUAACUGAAAAAAAGCAGUAAACGAUUAAUAUUGUUGAAAUUCGUACUUUUAGUUAAAAAUCUAUCACAUACACACACACACACAUAUGUAUAUAUAUAUAUAUAUAUAUAUAUAUGUAUGUAUGUAUGUAUGUAUGUAUAUAUGUAUGUCAACAUCUUUUCACACACGAGAGAGUUCCCUAACUAAUAACAUCUUCGAUUUAACAAUGGAUCCUUACCAAUCCGGAAAUAAUUAGUGACGUCAUACAUACUCUGACCUAUCACACUUAUAAGUUUAUAAUAUUAUCAAUUGAUUCCGAGGAUCGAUCAAAAUUCGUUCAGUUGAAAACUCUAGAAGAAUGUGUUUUCUUCUUUUCUCUUAGAUUUAUAAGUAUAUAUUGCGGCAUUAUAUAUUAUAAUGAUUAGCAAACAUCAUGAUAAUAGUAGUAACGAAAUGAAACUAUUUUUAAUACUACUUUUAUAAAAUCUCUCUCGUAAAAUCACAUGUUAACUAUUCGUCGUGUCGUGUAACAUUGUGUAGUGUUUAUUUUGCUCGGAAUAGCAGCACAAGUACUUACAGCUGAUAUCAAAGGAAUUAUGUCACGCACCUGUACGAUGUAAAUAUGAUAUGUAUGUCUCCUAUUUUCGCAAGAUGAAGGUAAAGCUGGAUAUUUAGUUCAAGAACUCAUGUGAUGCGCUUAUUUCAUUCUUGAAUACGCGCGAGAUGUAUAUAGAUAUAAUAUAAAUAAAUCAAGAUGACGAUUUAGCAUAAUGGAACAUAACCUGUAUUAAUAUGAUUUUAGUAGGAUUAUUUAAUUUAAUUUUCGUAUACCAUUGCUGUAACCUCUAUUUUUUUUCGUUCAACUGUUUAUUUAAUAUACGAUAGAAACCAGCACAGAUCAGAAAGGUUUUCUAUGAAAAGACAAGACUGACAAGUGUACUAAAUAUCGUACAGAAGCUAGCUUUUAGGAAAGACUGUAAAUAAUAUGUGUAUUAUAUUUCAAAUAAAUAUUUUUGAUUUUUAUAAA
This is a messenger RNA of Harpegnathos saltator (Jerdon's jumping ant), 17131 nucleotides long. RefSeq lists its product as uncharacterized. Gene Ontology annotation, biological process: positive regulation of transcription by RNA polymerase II. The transcript has 17 exons. NCBI's taxonomy places the organism in Eukaryota, Metazoa, Arthropoda, Insecta, Hymenoptera, Formicidae. Gene Ontology annotation, cellular component: nucleus. The record is from RefSeq and is a predicted model, not a curated record. The coding region runs from base 1499 to 15727 and encodes 4742 amino acids.